This is a messenger RNA of Prosopis cineraria, 1591 nucleotides long. RefSeq lists its product as uncharacterized. The transcript has 2 exons. The record is from RefSeq and is a predicted model, not a curated record. Gene Ontology annotation, cellular component: membrane. Lineage: Eukaryota; Viridiplantae; Streptophyta; Magnoliopsida; Fabales; Fabaceae. The coding region runs from base 329 to 1333 and encodes 334 amino acids.
AGAAUCGAAUCUCGUUUGAAAAAAGAAAAAUUACGUGAUUUUCGGCUUAAAGAAAAGUGUGAGCGUGAGAGAGAGUCGGGUUGGGUCCUAGAAGAAGCAUCGAGUCACGCAUGGGAUACACUGAGAAAGUCUGCUUCUCCAACCUCUGUUAACAUUUCACAAUGAAGCUUCAAUGUGGGUUCAUUACAGAAUUUGGUUGCUUGAAGGAGGGGUUUUGAUAUAAUUCGAUGAUUUAGGUGAAAAAGUAAUAUGGAAAUUGGAAAUUUCAGGGUUUGGCCUCUCACUCUUGGUGGGUUUCAUUGAAUUUGAAGGUACGAAUGAGAUCUUGAUGAGGGUCCGAACCAGUUUCUUUGUACUGCUCGCAUUGCCAUGUCUGUUUUCUCUUCCAUUUCUAAAUGCUCAGUCAUGGCCAUCACCAAAUUCUUCUUUAUCAGCACGCUCAUUGGAUGCCCUUCUCCAGGACUAUGCCUUUAGGGCCUUCAUUAGGCCAAGAACUGGUGUACCCUACGAUGGGAAAGUUCCUUCUAACCUAACAGGAAUUAGCAUUGCGGCGUUAAGGCUUAGGAGUGGUAGUUUGAGAAUCAGAGGCGUUGAUAGCUAUAAGGAGUUUCAGAUCCCAACUGGGGUUGUUGAACAACCUUAUGUGGAGAGGCUUGUGUUGGUAUAUCACAACUUAGGCAAUUGGUCUGAUCAUUUUUACCCUUUACCUGGUUACACUUAUUUAGCUCCUGUUUUUGGUCUGUUAGCCUAUUCUGCUGCAAAUUUGUCUGCAACUGAGUUGCCUGAACUGGACAUAAGAGCAUCUGAUCAGCCAAUUUUGAUCAAGUUCCCGGAUGUGAAGAAGCUGAAGCAGCCACACUCUGCAUCACCAACAUCACCAUCACCCAAAUGUGUGUACUUUGAUUUAAACGGUUCAGUUCAAUUUGACAUACUAUUACCCGGAAAUGUGUGUUCAACAGGUCAACAGGGGCACUUCUCCAUAGUUGUGGAAGAGUCUGAAUCUCCAUCUCCUUCACCGUCACCAGCACCUUCUGCUUCUGGUGGAGUCCCAAGUGAAGAAGGUCAUGGGAUGAAGAAGAAGAAGAAGAAGAAGUCUUAUAUUGCAUGGAUAGUUGUUGGAUCUGUGGUUGGUGGGUUGGCUUUGUUGGUAGUGUUGUAUCUUGUGGUUGUUAGGUUUAGGAGGUCCAAGGAAGCGAUGAGGAUACAGGAAAUGGAAUGGGCUGCAGAUAGCAGUGAAACCUUGCACAUGGCAUCCAUUGGAGGAGGGGCCAAAGCACCUCUGGCUAUGGGGACUCGUACAAGACCAGUCAUAGAAACUGACUAUGUUCCUUAGGAUCUCUGACUCUUUAUUCUUGCAGCAGCAUUGUUUGGUUUCUUCUUCUUAUUACCUUCACUGGGAUUUUGAUUUUUCUGUUCAUAAUGAGCCCUCAUGCUCAAGUUCAGUUCAGUUCAGCUUUCUUGGUUGUAAUCUGUUUGAGUUCUUUCUUUCAUUCUCUUCUGCUUACAUUGGCAUGAGGUAGGAUCCUUUCUUCUAUGUUACAAUAACACUCUUCUGUGAAAAAAGUUAUCAGAUCCAUUGAGCUACUUAGAA